Dryobates pubescens (Downy woodpecker) is the source of this 1740-nucleotide messenger RNA. It is a transcript of the gene NKIRAS1, whose product is annotated as NFKB inhibitor interacting Ras like 1. The transcript has 4 exons. Gene Ontology annotation, biological process: canonical NF-kappaB signal transduction. The record is from RefSeq and is a predicted model, not a curated record. Gene Ontology annotation, molecular function: GTP binding; GTPase activity. Lineage: Eukaryota; Metazoa; Chordata; Aves; Piciformes; Picidae. The coding region runs from base 194 to 655 and encodes 153 amino acids.
GGCCAAUGGGAGGCGGGGGCGUGGCUAGCCCGGCCAGGCCGGCGCGGCUCAAUGGGGCCCUGCGGGAAGCUCUGCCCAGUGUGUGCUUUGCAGAGGACUCUGGCUUGUGAAGCGUUACCCGGCUGAGCUGGAACGGAAACAGGGCAGUGCCAGCCCCUCCUGGUGCUAAAAAGGCUCAGAAGAGAGGGCCACGAUGGAGGAUGUGUAUUUGGCGUCGGUGGAGACGGAGCGGGGCGUGAAGGAGCAGCUGAGGCUGUACGACACCAGGGGGCUGCAGGACGGGGUGGAGCUGCCCAAGCACUACUUCUCCGUGGCCGACGCCUUCGUGCUGGUGUACGCCGUCACCAGCCUCCAAGCUUUCCAGAGGGUUGAGCUGCUCAAGAAGGAGAUUGACCUCUUUAGAGACAAGAAGGAGGUAACAGUUAUUGUCCUGGGAAACAAAACUGACCUCCUGGACCAAAGAGAAGUGGAAACAGAAGCAGCCCAGCAAUGGGCAAGGGCCGAGAAGGUGAGACUGUGGGAAGUGACUGUGACGGAUCGAAAAACACUGCUGGAACCCUUCACCUUCCUGGCCAGCAAACUCUCCCAGUCACAGAACAAAUCAACAUUUCCCUUGCCUGGAAGGAAGAGCAAAGGGAAUAACUGUGAUAACUGAGCUACCUUGGCAUUGUCUGCUGCUGCCAGGCCACAGCCUAGGUCCUUCCUGUGCCAUUUGCUUCUUACAGUUGCACUUACAGCAAUAAUCUCACUCAGCAAUAAAAUCAGCAAGCUUAUGGUUAAGAGGUAUCCUUCCUUCUCCCAGACUUGCCUUGGAAACCUCACUGGUGGUAAAAGCCUUUAAAAGCACUUCAUGAAGAGAGUUAUUUUACAAGGGUCAUAGAUGAGGGACAGGUGGACAGCUCUCUAGCAGGGACUUUGUACUGUGAUGCUGAAGGACAAGCCAACAAGCUUCUUAAGCAGCCCCCCUGCAGAUCUGUAGCCUCUAGUCACGAAGAAAGCAUUCGGUUUGGAGAGAGGCUGUGGCUCAAGUGGCAACACUCCUUUUACCUUGACCUUAAAGUGGUCCACAGGGCGUGUUGAUGAUGCAGGAGGCUGAGGUCAGAGUGGUUUUGCAGGAGUAGGGUUUGUGGCAGGAGGAACAAGUACCAGCUGAUGUAGCCACUUGAGUUCUGCUAGUGACUGGAGGUAAAGGAAAAACCAAACCCAGCCAACCAACAAGCCCCAGCAAGUUUUGUGGGAGACUCUAGAACAGAUCCUACUGGGACAUGAAGCUUGUCAGCAAGGCCUGGCAAGCAGUACUUUCAGCUCAGGAAUGUAUUUGUACGAGCCAGGAGGGCUCCCGGAGCGCUCAUUACCUGCGACCUGAAGAACGAGAUAGCUCCAUGUGAUUUUGAUCAGCAUGGCCAGUACAAGUCAGUCACAUUCACAUGGGUGAUCAUUUUGUUGAGAAACUCCACAGAGCAGGAAGGACACUGCCUGGGCCCUGCUUAGUACAUUGCACAAUACUCCCAGCGCAGCCAUCCAGCCAAGCCGCAGUCAUCCACCCUCAGGAUGAAGCUACAGGCCAGACAAGAACUGCUGCUUUGUGAGAGGGGAGCUAGGGGGUGUAGGGGCUGCCUUCUGGGAACAUCCCCAUGACAAACACCCAGCAAUACCUCUGCAGAUGGUCUUACUAUGCUGAGCAUCGUCCAGCAGCAGGAGCACAACUGCACGUGGCUACCUGUGCUUUGAGACUCCAUG